AUGCCUACUCUCCUGUUUUCUGCCUCUUCUUCCGUCCCUACCUCUACCUCCCUAGCCGUAGUCUUGCCGUUUCAGUUCAGCCUUUUGAGCGCUGGCGGGCAGACUCAUGAAAGGACGGACGGACAGACGCAGACACGAAGCACGUUUCAUAUUACAUGGACGCACUCAUCCAUGUGCGUGACUGGGCAAAUAACCCAGACUCCAGAAAGUUUCGCGUCCACUAACGGACUCACCAGCCUCCACUUAGGGACCAACACCAUCCCCUUUAUCCCCUCUUUUGGCCGCCAUCACGCCAGCACGCGAACUCAGACAUGCCAUCCCUAUCCUCCCCAUCCUCCCAUCCCUUCACUAGCCUCAACCAGUUCGUGUAUCCUGACUCAAUUAGAGGCUGAGAGCUGCAUGUUCACUUCGUCGGUCGACCGAUUCUUUGAGCAGAUCUCUUUUACUUGCAUUCUCUCGGCUCUUGUAUCUCUCCCUCCCCAUCUGGGUGAAGCACAUCCAUGCAUCCAGGCGGAUAGGCGAACAGAGGCAUUUGACAUAAACACACGCACUUACUGGCAAACAGCCGUCUGUUUAGCAAGUCAUUGCAAAUCGGACUGUUGCCGUCCUCUUAUUGAUAGCCUCAAUUCGAUGGGCGAUUGUGGUGCUUCUCGAAGGCCGGUCUGUAUGCCCGGAGCCAACUCAACUCGACCAACUUCCUCAAUGGCGUGUCCGUCAACACUCUCUUUCACCCGGUCCUGCCGUUUAAUCUGUCUCGCCCACGUCCCUUUCCUCCAGUCCUCGGACCUGGUUACCUUCGCGCUGGGCAUAGGGGAGUAUCAGGAGCCGCCGAAGCGACAGAAACAACGAGCUGUAGACGCACUUUUGCCACACAAUAGGCUCCUUGAGGCUCAUCAUGCUUGA
Protopolystoma xenopodis is the source of this 903-nucleotide messenger RNA. The record is from the annotation of a GenBank genome assembly. NCBI's taxonomy places the organism in Eukaryota, Metazoa, Platyhelminthes, Monogenea, Polystomatidea, Polystomatidae.